Molecule: messenger RNA, 759 nt
Organism: Symphalangus syndactylus (siamang)
Lineage: Eukaryota; Metazoa; Chordata; Mammalia; Primates; Hylobatidae
Source: RefSeq, a predicted model, not a curated record
CCACCCUGGUGUUUUGAGGACUGAAUGCCCUGCGAUCCCCACCGAAUGGAGAAGGACGCUAGAAGUUACAGGACUGGCCCCCGACCGCUCAGCCAGAAACAGGCUUUGAACCUUGCUGAACUCCAGUGGCACAGGCUACGCGACGCUUGCGUCUCCCCGGAAGGACCGCUCCUCUCUGGUAAGACGGACACCCAGCCUCGGACCACAUCACAGACGCCCAGGGCCCCAGCCACAGCUGGGAUCACUCAGCUGUGUAAUGUCUCCACUUCCCGGCCGGGCCAGAGCUUUUCCAUGCUGCCAGGACUUUCAAGAAAACAGCUGUCUGGCUGCCGGGGCUGCAUGUCGCUGUGGGCCGCAGAAGCAGACACAGGGCUCAGUGCGCUAAGGCGAGGGUUUCGUCCCAGGACGGGUGGCACCAGGCACAGGCAGUCCUGGCCAGGCAGCAGCUCCACUGGAACAGCAACCUCACCCACUCCUGUCCUCUUGACUGCAAGACAGUGGCUCCACCGCCAAGGUCACGAGGCGUACCAGGCCGGGGGGAGAGCAGUGCACAGUACAGCUGAGGGAAAGGCUUUUCCAGAAGCCGCCGAACUGACCUGCACGUCUCACUGGCAGCGCUGGACACAUGGCCCUGCCAGCCACAGAGAAGGUCAUUUCUCAGCGGCACCCUUGUGCACUGGACAGAGCUGGAGCUCUGUAGGAAGGGAGCAUGGAGCUGGGGCUGGCACAUUUGCACCUCAGGAACUUUGCACUCUGUAA